AUGACACAAUAUUUAUUUGUGUUCACCAUUUUGGCAUUAACUUAUGUGUUUGGACAUUGUUCACUGGGAGACAGCUUCCCAUCUUACAGAAAUUGUGUUGUAGAAUGUUCACAAAAACGAUGCGACAAGGAUGGAGUAAGAUACAAGAGAAGCUGUUGUCUUGUAGUUUUAGAAGUUUUUAAAUGGAAAUGUUCUGAAAACUGCAAAUAUGACUGCAUGUGGCCAAUGGUUGAAGGUUUGGUGGAACGUGAUUGGCCAGUUCCACAGUUUCACGGAAAGUGGCCAUUUAAGAGACUACUUGGUCUACAAGAACCUGCAUCUGUAGCUUUUUCUUUAUUAAAUUUAAUAACGAAUUUGGUAAUGUUCAACCGUUUCAAAGAGCAAAUUCGUUUCACUUUACCAUCAUGUAAUAUAUGGUCUCUAUACACAUUGGUAUCAGCAAACUGUUGGUUUUGGUCAGCUGUAUUCCAUGGUCGAGACACUAUGUUUACUGAAUUAAUGGACUACAUUAGUGCUUAUGCUAUGGUUUUAUUUGCAUUUUAUACGAUUGGUCAUCGAAUUCUAUUGUACAGUAAUCAAAUUGUAAAGAAUACAUUUAUGGUUAUCUGUUCUCUUGCAUUUAUCUAUCAUUCGUUAUAUCUACUUACUACAGAAUAUGAUUACAAGUACAACAUGACAACUAAUCUUCUCGUUGGCGCUGUAACAGGCACAGCAAUGCUAAUAUGGGCAGUGUUGAAUCGUCGCAGAAUGGGCCAUGGUAAAUAUUUGAUAUUUUACGUACUUGGCAUGACAUUGGCUUCAUUGCUAGAGCUAGCAGAUUUUCCACCACUUUUGUGGACAUUUGAUGCGCAUUCACUCUGGCAUUUAGCAACAGCCCCAAACGCGUAUUUCAUGUACAAGUUUGCCAUUGAAGACUGUAAACAUCAGCGUCGAAUGUUGCUGAAAUGA
Molecule: messenger RNA, 948 nt
Organism: Macrosiphum euphorbiae (potato aphid)
Lineage: Eukaryota; Metazoa; Arthropoda; Insecta; Hemiptera; Aphididae
Source: the annotation of a GenBank genome assembly